ACACACAUUCUAAAUUCCAUGCUUCCUCUCUUGGAUUAAGACAAGUGAGGUUAGAUAUUUUUUUAGAGGUUUUAAGAGAGAGAUAAACAACCAUGAAGCCUGAUCAAGACUGUAGUGAUGGAGUCCAUUAGUCCAACAACCAAGGCCAUGCUAUAUUGAUCUUGCUGUUAAUGGAAUUGUUUUAAGGACCUUCAUGCAAAACCCCAACCAUUUCCCCUUCUGCACUCCACGGAGCAGUGAAACCGACCUUUCUCCCCUCCCCCGCGUUCCACUUCGCGGAGAUCUAGCCCUUGGGUUUCGCCAGCGGCGAGGCCUAAGUCAUCGGCGGCGAGCCAAACUCCACGAGCGGAGGAAGAGGAGGGGAAGCUGAGACGAGGAGGCAGCUAUGGGGCAGCAGUCGCUGAUCUAUGCGUUCGUGGCCCGUGGCACGGUCGUACUGGCCGAGUACACGGAGUUCACCGGCAACUUCACAACCAUCGCCUCCCAGUGCCUCAUGAAGCUCCCCGCAAGCAACAACAAGUUCACCUACAACUGCGACGGCCACACCUUCAACUACCUCGUGGAAGACGGAUUCACAUACUGUGUUGUUGCUGUUGAAUCAGUGGGGCAACAAAUUCCCAUUGCUUUCAUGGAUAGGGUUAAGGAGGAUUUCACAAAAAGGUAUGGUGGCGGGAAAGCUGCUACCGCUGCGGCUAACAGCCUCAACCGAGAGUUCAGAUUAAAACUUAAAGAGCACAUGCAGUAUUGUGUGGAUCACCCUGAAGAGGUUAGCAAGCUGGCCAAAGUGAAGGCACAGGUUUCUGAAGUCAAGGGUGUUAUGAUGGAAAACAUUGAAAAGGUCCUUGAUCGUGGAGAGAAGAUCGAGCUGCUUGUUGACAAGACUGAGAAUCUGCGCUCACAGGCACAAGAUUUCAGACAGCAAGGAACAAAUGUGAGGAGAAAGAUGUGGUUGCAGAACAUGAAAAUCAAGCUCAUCGUCCUGGGAAUAAUCAUCGCACUUAUUCUGAUCAUUAUCCUCUCUGUCUGCCAUGGUUUCAAAUGCCAUUAAGCACAGCCAGAACACUGGUACAUUCAACUGCGCCCUAUUAUACUGCUGCUUGGAGGCACAACAAAAAAAAGUACUAUUUUUCUGUUCUUUUGCUAGUGUGCUCUUGGCCGGGUCAUUGUGCACAGGUGUUUUACAUUGUCCUAGUAAUUGAUACAUGUUGGAUGGUGAAUAGAUUAGUUGUCAGCCAUCCAAUUGGUACACGCUAUGUAUGUAUAGCCUGGAUAUGAGUAAAUUUACUGAAUUUCUCCGGAAUGUUGUGCCUCGGCGUUUGCUCCUCCGGACAAUAAUCUGGGGCAUCUUGCAUUGGCCCCAUUUAGGACAUGUUUGGUCUGUCGCCUAAUUUGACAUAGUUUGUCAUGUCUAAUGCUCCGCUCGAUUUAGGGCAACUAAGCUUUAAUCACUUGUAGUCCCUAAAGAAGUAAAUAUGGUGACUAAAGUGGGGUGACUAAACUUUAGUCACCCCACUUUUGAAAGCGUGGCAAUAUUUCUUUAGUCAUGUCAAUAUUUCUUUGGUGAAUAGAUUAGUUUCAGCCAUCCUAAUUGGUACACGCUAUGUAUGUAUAGCCUGGAUAUGAGUAAAUUUACUGAAUUUCUCCGGAAUGUUGUGCCUCAGCAUCUGCUCCUCCGGACAAUAUUCUGGGGCAUCUUGCAUUGACCUUAUUUAGGCUGUUUGGUCUGUUGCCUAACUUAACAUAAUUUAUCAUGUCUAAUGCUCCGUUCGGUUUAGGGUGAAACUUUAAUCACCUGUAGUCCCUAAAGAAAUAAACAUGGUAACUAAGGUGGGGUGACUAAAAUGGAUAAGGGAGUAGGAUUUUACCUCAUUUGCAGUCUUCUCUCUCCGUGCAGCAAAUAUCCACUAAUUAAUAGGGAUAAUGCAGUCAUUAUUCGUACCAAUUAAUGCUCUUUAGUCAGGUUUACUCACUAGAACCAAACGGCGUACUUUAGUGACUAACCAAACGGGGUCUAAGAUUAGUCAGGUUUGAUCAAGUUAGGCACUAACAUAUGUUUGGUUUGUAAUUACAGUUAUGUCAAGAUUUUUUUUCUUGAUGCAUAGGUCAAAGUCAUCGUCAAUGACUUGUGAAAGCGUGGCAAUAUUUCUUUAGUCAUGUCAAGAUGUUAAUCUGCAGUGUCUUAGGCAUACAAUCAAACAGGUCUUUUGUGUAAAAUCACAGGUUGGAAAAUAUGAGCACGGAAUCUAUUUUAAUUUUUCAGGGUCUUGCUAUUUGGCUUUAAAAAAAAAUCGGUGCACCGCCGCGGCAGCAGUCAGGUACGAGAAUGCGCCAGAAGUGGUAAAUGGUCUCUCGUCAGGUGCCGGGCAUCGAAGAAUCACGUAGAGGGUGUUUGGUUUUACUGAACUCGUAUCAAAUAUUUGGAUAUCAAUUACGCCUAUUAUAUAUAUGUUUAAUUAGAUUUAAUAAACUCGAAUCGUCUUUUAGUGUUUGUAAUUAGUUUUAUAAUUAAACUACUUAAUGUUCAUAAUUACUAUUUAAACAUUUGAUGUAAAUUGAACUUAGUUGUGUGGAACCAAACACACUCUAAAGUUAGCUCCUCUGGACCGUCAAAUGCCCUAUACAUUAUUGUGUGCUGUAAAAGUCAUGGAACCAGAGCAAUUAGAACCGAGACGAAGCCCCCUCCGGAACGUGCGACUCCGUUGUUGGAGUCGUGUUAUCAAAUCACUGGGAUACGCUACACAUCUGCUGAGCUUUGAUAGACGUCAGAGCUAGGCUUGCAAGGAUCUACAUUCUACCUCUGCUGCUUCUCCUUCUCCUGGCAAACUUAGAUCCAGUCAGAGCUCAGAGAUGAGACAGACGAUCUCAUUCCCAUGUCUCCUAAUCAGGAUAACGCCAUGAAACGUGUCGCUUCAAAAGUUGAAAUACCACCUGCUAAUUAAUCCAGAAUUCCAGGUCUCUAAUCCGUUUAAGGUCUUGUUCGGUUCAUCCCGUUACUCAUGGAUUGAAUGGGAUUGGAAAAAAUUAAGAAGAAGUUUGACUUGUUUAAGAUUUAAACUCAUCCAAUCUCACUCAAUCCACAUGGAUUGAGAGCUAACCGAACAAGCUCUAAGACCUUGUUCGGUUAUUCCCAUUAUACAUGGAUUAGUGGGAUUAGAAAAAAUUUAGAAGAAUUUUAACUUGCUUGGGAUUGAAACCUACAUAAUCCCACUCAAUCCACAUGGAUUGAGAGCUAACCGAACAAGCCCUAAGCGAGAAUAGUUAAAAUUGUUUGGCUCAUUGGAAGGUCAGAAUUGUAUUUUUUUUUGGAGGAAAUACCAAGAGAAAGUACACUGGAAGCUAGACGUACGUACACUGGAAGCUAUGACCGUAUGACGUACGUACCACCAUGUGCGCACUGUUUUUGGAUCCCAAACAAACAGAGAGUAGAAAGCAACGCCUCUGGACUGGAGGCAUGCAGCGCAAGCGCAGGAACAGGAUCCAUCUCUGUCUCCCCUUUGCUCUGCAUCUGAUACCCGAUAGAGCUGCAGUGAACAAAGCAGUACGUACGCCUUCAGUUCUAAUUCUAAAGAAGACACAAGAUGACCGGUCAAUAAGUUAGCCCCUAGGACCAGGAGCCUUCUCGUCUUUUGGACACAAACCACAGCACCCCCCUCCCCCUUCUCUCUAGCAUGUAGCAUCCCUGUCUGCUUGCUUUAGAACUCGAGCAAGGCCACUUUGCCUGUUCAAAGCUUCGCCAAGAAAAGAAGGUAAAGAGAGGAGGAGAUGGUACAAUGGAGGGAUAGGGAGGAAACAAAAGAAGAGAAAAGGCAGGCUGGCUGCUGCUGCAAUGGUGCUUGUGCUUCUCCCUCCCUCCCUCUCUCUCUCUCUCUCUUUAACCCCUUCUGCCCUCUUUUGCCUUUAGCCCGCUCGCUCCUGGUCUGUUUGUUUGUUUGUGGCAUGUUUGAUGCAGAAGGCUCAUGUUUUGUGGUAAAAGCUAGAUUUCUAGAGACAUGCACAAGACCUGUAAUAUUGAAGUUUCGCAAACAGGGACUAUAUUUUGAAGAGAAAAAAAAAAGAAAUAAAGUACUCUAGGAGAGUUGUAUGUGCCGGUGCUUCUUUUCAGAGUUCAGAACUUCGGACCCAUGGCUCCUUUAGCAAAUUUAUGCUGUGCUGCAGACCAUACAGUGGCAAUGCAAAAGAAUGAACGCCUUAAAGAAAACAACAGGGUACUGCUACAGAGAUGUAUAAAGCAGCUGCGGCCAAGAGAGAGAGAGAGAGAGUGUGAGUGAGGAGGAGCUCUUUCUUGACCACAACCCUUUGCCAAGAAAGAAUCUUUGAUGCUUGCUUGUUUCCAUGUGAGAGGGAAAGCUCGAUACUUACUGCUCUCUAUACAAAAAAAAAACUCCCACUGGUAGAAUAGAAUAGAAUAGAAUAGGCUUUGUUACCUCCCCCACCCAUGACCCACCCACCAAAAAGAAGAAGAAGAAGAAAAGCUAAAGUUUUCAUCAUGAUUAAAACUGUCUUAAAUAGCAGUGCUUAGAAGAAGAUAGGCCACCUCCCCCUAGUUACACCCAACAUCCCAGUCUCUGUUCCUCUUCGUCCAUGCAACGCAUCUUCUGUUUGCUUGCGGCCGCUCCCAACAUGUCGCCGGCCUCUUCGGAAUCGGACGCUUCCAUGCACGCCUCCGCAUGCGCGCUGCCGACGUCACGCUCGGCCCGGCGACCGUCCUGAUUUGCCGGUUCCCCUGGAGAAGGCGCAAGGAUUUGAAACCGGAUUACAAGGGUGAGAGGCCUGAAGCAGCAGCAGCAGCAGUCUUUUUCUUUCAGCAGGUGAUGCACUGAAACCGUUAAGAGUUCCUGUUGUCUGUUUGUUUAUUUAUUUAUCAUGAUGAUGAACCGUGGUGUGCUGCCUGCUGCGCUUUGUUUGAAUAGUAAUGAUUCCGACAA
Messenger RNA from Zea mays, 4925 nucleotides. RefSeq names its product vesicle-associated membrane protein 721. The record is from RefSeq and is a predicted model, not a curated record. The coding region runs from base 386 to 1048 and encodes 220 amino acids. Gene Ontology annotation, cellular component: membrane. NCBI's taxonomy places the organism in Eukaryota, Viridiplantae, Streptophyta, Magnoliopsida, Poales, Poaceae. The transcript has 5 exons. Gene Ontology annotation, biological process: vesicle-mediated transport.